Molecule: messenger RNA, 1986 nt
Organism: Plutella xylostella (diamondback moth)
Lineage: Eukaryota; Metazoa; Arthropoda; Insecta; Lepidoptera; Plutellidae
Gene: Ist1
Product: increased sodium tolerance 1-like protein
Biological process (GO): protein transport
Source: RefSeq, a predicted model, not a curated record
UUGUUGUGUCAUUGUGUCAGUCAGCUAUUGCUUGUGAAGCGAAAGCAAAUAGGUAUUUCGAAAAAUUUGUGAAAAAAGUUAAAAAUUAAGCAAUAUAAACAAUUUAAGCUUAACUUUUCGGGCUAAUUUCACAUCAUCACAAUGUUCGCGUCAAAUCCAAAUUACACGAAACUCAAAACUCACCUCAGAUUAGCCAUAAAUCGACUAAAACUAUUGGAGAAGAAGAAAACUGAGUUGGCUUUAAAAGCGCGUCGGGAAAUAGCUGAAUAUAUCGGGGCUGGUAAAAGUGAACGCGCUAAAAUACGAGUAGAACAUAUUAUAAGAGAAGACUACAUGGUAGAAGCUAUGGAAAUAGUGGAGAUGUAUUGUGACUUAAUCCUGGCGAGGUUUGGCCUCGUGACACAGAUGAAGGAAAUGGAUGAGGGUCUUGCAGAGGCCAUUUCAAGCCUCAUCUGGGUAGCUCCGAGAAUGCAUACUGAUGUCCAGGAACUAAAGGUGAUAUCAGACUUGUUCACUCACAAGUAUGGCAAGAUUUACGCAGACGCUUGCAGAAGUGAGAAUGUGAACACAAUAAGUGAAAAGUUAAAGCAUAAGAUGUCGGUACAGAGCCCUCCCAAGAUCCUGGUGGAGAAAUACUUGAUAGAAAUAGCUAAGAAUUACAAUGUGGAGUACACACCUGAUGAGCACGUGAUGAGGGAGGAAGAAGGAAAAGACGCGCUGCUGAUCGACAUCGGCGGCCCCCCGCAGCCGCCCGGGUUCAUCGGCUACCCGCCGCCGCCCGGCAUGCCCAUGCCGCCGCAACAGCACCAGCCGCCGCCGCAGCCCUUCCAGUAUCCCACGCCAUCAGGCGGCCGAGCAGGAGGCUUCAUAGCGUCGGGGGGCGGCGGUCCCCCCAACUUCGGGGGCCCGAGCCAGCCGAUGGGCUACCCCAUGCCCCCAGACGCCAAGGACAUCAGCAACAGCUUCAUGCAGGAAGAAAUGCACAAUCUUCCACCCGCUUACGACAGCAUACACCACAAUCAGCCGGGCCCCACCCCGACUCCGCAGCCGCGCUUCAGAGUGCCCCCCACCGACCCGUUCCCCGAACUACCGGAGUUGCCCUCAGUGCCGUCAGACCUCAUCCUGCCCUCCGUGCCCACGUCCAACAACCACUCUAAUACGAAUGUACAGGAUGCGCCGAAUGCCCCCGAUGAGAUCGACUUUGAAGACCUGAACCGGCGGUUCGAAGAGUUGAAGAAGAAGAAGUAAAUGAAGAUAAAUAAGUUAACCUAUAUUUUUGUUGUUGUAAGUUUUUAUAUAGCAUGAUUUUAUUACAAUGCUUGCAAGAAUUAAGCUGUAUUGAAAUGGCAGAUGGAGUCGUGUUGUCUCGCCCUAUCCGUAAUUCUUUCCUGCUCCAACUUACAUAACGGCUGCCAUUUUCAUAUUGUAUCUGUGCGUAUAUGUUUGUUAUGCAAAGACCAAAAAUACUUAUAUAGUAGGUUGGGUUUAAGUAUUUGGUAUUGUUGGAAUAUCAUGUCGUAUUUCAGGUCACAAAGUAUUAUUUAUGAACAUCUUAUAGCUAGGCUGUGAGGCAUGCCUGCCUUGCUGAUUAACGCUACACUUAUCAUAAAUUAAGAAUUGGUUGAGUCUAUGUAUUCAAUUAAUUUGAUUUUAUAAAACAUUGCAUGAACGUGGUAUUUACAAUGACUACCGAGGCCUAAAAUUGUCACUAAGAACCUGUAAAGUGCUCCAAUCUUGUUGGUAUAAAUUGAAUUUCAUUUUAAGUGAGAGUAUUUAAGGUUAAAGAUGGGUUUAUCUAAAGUCUUAUUGCAGAUCUAGAACUGGAGUCUUUAUAAAUUAGUUACAUUUAUUUUAUAAGGUGAACACAAUGUACUAUUGUAAUCUUUGUUAUCUGACUAUUGUAAAUUAUGUAUACUGUAUAAAUUCUAUAAUUAGUUUAACAUAAAAACACAAUGUAAUUAUUUUAAAUAUAUUUUUUUAUUGCAA